Molecule: messenger RNA, 8779 nt
Organism: Hermetia illucens (black soldier fly)
Lineage: Eukaryota; Metazoa; Arthropoda; Insecta; Diptera; Stratiomyidae
Product: calmodulin-lysine N-methyltransferase
Exons: 2
Coding region: 1358-2527 (389 amino acids)
Cellular component (GO): cytoplasm
Molecular function (GO): calmodulin-lysine N-methyltransferase activity
Source: RefSeq, a predicted model, not a curated record
UGUCCAAUGAAGACUUAGCUGGUUCACGCACUUUCUUCCCGUGGGAGCGAAAAAACGUGGCCGGACAAAAUCAGUGUUUGGGAAAAAUAGCCCCAAGUAAUUGGGGGAGCGAGGCGCGGUGCAGCUCAUUCGAUUCAUAACAUUAUGGGGGAGCUGAACUGCACCUAUCGCUCUACCAUUUGUUAUAGGUGGGCAAGCCAAGUGGGUCAUACAUCAUUCCUCAGUGAAUUGGGUUGGAAGCUUGAGAAUUAAGGGAGACUGGGAGCUAGAAGCUGGCACUGUUCUGACUCUGUGGAACAGUUUCGAUACGCUUUCUGUAACGGAAAGACUCAGACGAAUUUCGCCUCGGAACGAAAAGGAAAGCUCCGGUUUGUUGCGUUAGUCUCGUGUAGAUACUUUCGUAUUGUAUCUAAUACUGCAAUCUGCUUGUCGUGUUUGUCGUAUUUGGUGCAGAAGGAAGCCGCAAAGUACGCUAUCCUGCCGGAAGGGCAAGUCGACUCUGCUGUUGGCAGCAUUUGGAAAAUUCAAAAAGGCUACCGCAGUUUGCGACCUUUGCCGAUAUUUGGAAUUUGUUUUGGCCACUUCGCGUCCGACUUUUGUUUAUUUAUGUCAGGCCUAGAAGUCAUGCUAGCUUCUGGAUUAGCCGCGGGAAAAUCGUUCUGGGAUUGAAUUGCGGAAUCUUUUGGAAAUUAUACUCGUUGCAGAGGAUAUCCUUUUGGCGUAGUGCUUGACCGUUUGAUUGAACCCUUGCCGUUGUGCAGUAUAUUCUGGUUUCUGUGUUAUCGUUGCACUUACUUCCGGAGGUUAUAUCACGCUAUUGCAUAGCGGCCGACGGGUUAACCGGUGACCGGGUAAUUGGUGGAAGAAUUGUUUGUUCUUUGGUUUCAUUAUUGUCCAGUGAUUUCAGUGGUAAUUCAUACAUUGCGUGACCAACGAACCAAGCGAACCUAGUGCAUUCCGGCGAUGUGGUUUUGAUUUCCUGUACAUUUCGUGGACUUUCUAUUGUUCAGUUUGCCGGGUAUAGUAUGUCCCUUUUUGCAGUGCAGAUCCUGUGAUGAAUGAAUGAAUGUCUUACCAGUCAGUGAUGAAAAAGUGAACAUUCAGAGGUAGUGUCGUGGUGGUGGUGGUUGAUUGUUUUGCCAAGCAGCUGCUGUGCCGGUUUUGUUUCAUGUAGUAUUGAAAGAAAUUACUAGUGAUUAGUGCAUAAAACCAAAUCGAAUGGAAUCAAAAAUUAAGGACAUACCAAUACGUAAAAUUGUAAAGAGAUACUAAUUCGAUGCUAAUAACACAAGAAUCUGUGAUAAAGUGCUAAAUCUACUUUUUAAAAAAGUGAAUUACAAGCAAAAUAUUUUUCAAAAUGGCAAUGGAAACUUUGAUGCCCAAUAAAUCGCAACUUUCAACAAUUUCUAUUAUGCUUGACUACGAUAUUGACAACGCGUUGAAUACAAUAAAGGAGAAUUGUCAUUUAAUCAACACUAUGUCAUCAUACUAUCCCUUAACAACGACACCCCCAUCCCCGUCCUUGAAGGAUGGUGAUUCCGACGCAAACAGUGUAGCAUCUGAAAUCAACAAUAAUGCCGCGUCGACUGCAACAAGUGACGAAAGUGACCAAAGUGAAGGCCAUCCGAAAACAAACGCAAGAAAACGGUGGAAGAUCUUAGCAAAAGUCCUGCGAAAGGAUUCGGAGGAAUCAGUGACUGAUGAAACUGAGGACGUUAUGGCAUCAGUUCGGCGAUUCAAAAGUUUCGAUGUCCUACAACAGGCUGCAAUCUCCGACGAAUCACAAGCGAAGAUGAUAGGCAAACCUGAAAACUGGUACACCUACAGGAUCCGACUAGACUCUAACGAAUACUGUGUGAAUAUUCAUCAUAUGGACAGACAUUUCACCCCAGCUGACCUUAUUGGCUUCAACAAUACUGGGAACAUCUGUGUUUGGCCCUCGGAGGAAGCAUUGACCGUGUAUUGCCUCAACGAACUCUGUAACUUCGAUAACAAGUGGGUUUUGGAACUGGGUGGUGGUAUGACCUGUCUGUCAGGACUAAUGAUUGCCAAAUAUUCGAAGCCUUACGCGGUCCACUUGACAGAUGGAAACCAAAUUUCCGUGGAUAACGUAAAACGUACCAUUCGCCUUAACGAGAUGAACUGCUAUACAAAAUGCUCAACUCUAAAAUGGGAAAACGCCAGUAAACGACUUGGUUCGGAGUAUGAAAAAUUUGAUUAUAUCCUUUCGGCUGAUUGCUUGUUUUUCGACGAGGCAAGAUCAGCUUUGGUAGAUACAAUUUGGUAUUACUUGUCCAAAACUGGCGAGGCACUAGUUAUGGCACCUCGACGAGGACGCACUCUCAGUGACUUCGUAGAACAAUGCAGUCAGCAUGGUUUCACCUGUCAAAUUGAACAUCGCUACAACGAGGUAAUCUGGGAGCGGCACGUUGCUUUGCAGGGAUCCGAACUAUAUAACGAGGACAUCCAUUAUCCGGUGCUUAUCAAACUAAGGAAGUCUAAUUCCAUCCAACCUAACUGCUGUUGAUUUGGUAUUAAAUUUCUUUGAAUUGAUUCAGGAUUAACUUUAAUCGUGAGUAUACCCUACAUGGAAACCUGGAGGAAACCCUGAAAAAUUCAAAACACUUCAUAUCAAUAUGAAUUUUAACAUUCUAUUAUCAAUUAGAAGCUAUCAAAAAUUAUCCUGGAUUUAAUUCAAAUUUAUCGAUCAAACAAUGUGGAAUUUAUGUGGUUUUAUCAUCCAUUCAUAGGAAACUGUCAGGAUCCUUAAAAGAUAUAUGUUGUAACUAGCUUAGAAAAAAAAAACCUAGAAAACCGUUAAAACCUAGGAAAAUUAUAAACCCAAAAGCAAAAAGACCAAAGUUAAUAUUAAAUAUUCUAAAGUAUUUAGUGAUUUUAGAGAAAAGUAAAGAAGAAUUCGGUAAAGUAUGAUUUUAAGUAAAUGCGAUAAACAAAAAAAACCCUGAAAAAAAUUUGUACUGCAAAUGUAGUUUAGUGAGUGUUUCCGCAAUUUCGCGGAGUUCACUUAGAACUAGGAUUUUGUUAUUUAGCAGAGGGAUGUUAACAAUUUAGGGUACAUAUGUUCCAGUAUCACAUGUGCUGCUGAGUUCUCCGUUAAUAUAAAGAAUUUAAUAAUAAAAUUAAAAAUCGCUGCAACUCAUUGACCCUCGGAGCUAGAGCGUCUCUCCAUUCCUACCUCCACGUGAUCACUAUAUAGGUGUUAUUUUCCGAGCCGGAUUUGCCUUUAGUUCUUUUGAUUCAAGCUCUUUCAACUCUCCUUCCAGUUGAACGUCCCCCUAAUGAUACUCUCCAGACUUAAGCGCCCUCUUUCUGACUCUUUUUUUUCGACCCCAAGCCUCAGAUAGUGAAACAUACAUGCUCUGAAUUUUCUGUCCAAGGCGAUUCGACAAAUCAUUCACUCCAAACCGAGGUAGAUAUUCUCUAUUACAGCCAUCGACUUCACCACUCUCAUGGUCACCGUCGUAAAGAACUCCACAUGCUCCGGGUACUUCGCUUCAAUAACCAUGGUUAAGUCAUCCAAAAUCGUGGUCUUUUCUUGGACGGGAAACUCAAACACCACAUUAAUAUAUUAAUUAAUUAAUACAGUAGAGGGCUCAGUACCGAACCUUGUGGUACUCCCGCUGUGACGAUGUACUCUCUAAAGUCCUCAUUCGUUCCCGUGCCCCAGGACGCUCCCUCGGACGUAAACUUUGCCGAUCUACCUAAAGAUUUUCAAUCCGUUUUUUACGUCCAACGUCAACACAGCUCAACCCACCACCUCCUCGGAAUUCACCUGCCUUCAGUGAAGUGGUAGCCCCAAUUGCCGUGGGUGCAUCUCGCUAUCAUCUUUUCCAUCAUAUCCAAGAAGUAAAUUGGACAAUAUGAUGCUGGGUCUCCAAAAGGCUUAUUCGAUUUGGACAGAAAUACCAACAUUUACCUUCCUCGCUAUGUAAGGAAUUUUCCUGCCUUCAAAAAUGCCUAAAUAGAUCGUGCCUAUGCUUAACUGCCAUCUUCUAAACUUCGUUGGGCAUGCCACCUAAACCUGGCGCCUUAUUGUCAUCGAUCCUGCACAUAUUUUCUGUCAUAUCUCCUCGGUAACUGGACGUAUCGAGCACUCUUUAACUUAGACUAUCACAUAUCCUUUGUGCAAUGGAGAACAGAUCAUCUACAGUAAACUUAAUGCUGACUCGUCAUUGCUUGUAUGCUUCCUUUUGAUCGAUACUACCUGGCUUUCCUUUGAACCUUGCCUUGCCCGAAAUUGAGUUACCUACUGGAUAGUAGUCACCUUGAAAGUCACUUUAUAAUCUGGAUGACCUUUUUUAUGGCCCUUCCGUUCAGGAAUAUGUCGGUCUUGCCGACGCACCCGUACAUGAAGGUCGUCUUCUGUGAUAGUCGGGAGCAGUCGAACAUCAAAACAAUGCAUAACAACUCUUUAUGAAGUUACCACUUCCUUGUCUUAUAGUCCCAUAUAACUUGGCUAUAUAACUGAAGCCAUCGCUUCGGCAUCGUUUCUGCGGCACUUACUGCCUAAACCGACUAUGAUAUGUCCUAACCUAACCUAUUUCUACACUUACUGCCAACAGUUUAAGUCCCAUCAGUCUAUUGAGGCCUCACAAACUUUCUCCUUCUUGGUGAUCUAAUCCAUGUCUUUGUAUUCUGUAGUGACCUCCUGCCUGCUAACCUUUAUGCUUGCCUCCUGCUCUAAAGAGUUUUGAAUUUGUUUCGAGAGUUUUUCCUUGCUACACCCUUGGAUUUCCUGUUCUUCGUCUGCUUGGUCCUUGUGAAGAUGUUGUUUGUAUGACCCUCCACUUGAUUUGGAGAUGAUGAUCACCCCCUGCCCUGUUUUCGUCUCUCCUUUUCUUAAAUGCCCUUGUAGAGUCUUUUCCUUCUCUCUAAUCGUAGUACUGUAGUGCUGUCAUUCAUCGAAAAUUUCAACAGCUUUCCUCACCUGUUUCACUUUUUUGAGAGUUGAUCCUCGUUGCCCUUUUCCUGUUGAUUCGUUCAACCGUUCACGCAAUCUCUUUCUUAGUUUCUCUUCCUCCUGCUUUUGAGUAGACCUCAUUUAUGUUAAUUGGUUCACCUUUUCGUUCAACGCUUUUACGCCUUCCUACCAUGGAGUUUCCUUACCAAGAAAGUUUGAAGAGAGAUCAACGAAGAUCCGAACUUCUUCUGGGCAAGUCAAGCGAUGAAUUCAGCUCUAGUCCCUCUCGCACGCUUGCCAAAUUUAAUAUAACAAUAGCUAGAAUUGGGCACUACAUCCAUUGAACCGCACAUAAUCUGUACCAAGAAUUGCCAAUACUGGAUUUCCGAAGCUCCCUACCGGAACUCAUCUCUUCCUUUAUGCUUGACUUUGCUUCGAAGCUGCCUACCGGAACUCAUCCCUUCCUUUAUGCUUGACUUUGCUUCUGGGCUUUCCUCCACAAGUUAUUGUGAAAAAUCUGGCGCCGGAUAGACUGGAUGAAAUCCAAGAAAAUUGAAAUUUUUCACAAUCCCAGUGUCGAAAAAAUGAUCAAAACUGGGGCGGAGUCUCGUGGGUGAUACCGUGAUCGAAAGGGGAGGCGACGCAGAUUUCGCAAAUACAAGAAUUUCCACGGUGUGAUGUUGGGACUGCGAGAUAUUGCGAAAAAUCCUUCGGCGGAGAGGCUGGUCAAAAUGCCAGAAAAUUGAAAAUUUCCACGACUCCCCGGGUCGAAAAAAUUAUCAAAAAUGCAAAAUCGCCUUAUUUCCAUUUGGUAUACCGAGAUUGAAAGGGAAGACGACCCAGAUUUCGAAAAUGUAAGAACUUCUACUUUACGAUGUCAGGAACGCAAGAUAUCAUGAAAAAUCGGGCGACUGAGAGGCUGGCCAAAUUCCCAGAAAAUUGAAAAUUUCCACGACCCCGGGUCGAUAAAAUGGUCAAAAAUGCAAAAUCGUCUGAUUCCCGUGGGCGAUACCUUGAUCAAAAAGAGAGGUAACCCAGAUUUUGGAAAUCCGAGAAUUUUCACCCUAUGGUGUUGGAAACGCGAAAUAUCACGAAAAAUUCGGCGCUCAGAAACUGGCCGAAAUCCAAGAAAAUUUUAAAUUUUCCUGGCCCCGUGUUAACAAAAUGACCAAAAGUUGAAAGUCGUGGGAUUCCUGUGAAGGAUAUGUCGAUCGGAAGGAGAGAUGUCCUUGAUUUCUGAAAUUGGAAGGUCACUUCAAAAUUCCUCGUGAAAGCCGACUUGCAUGUGUUUUAGUCCAUUUCGAAUGUCCGGGGUUCCUGAUUCGCACGGCUGGGGCUUCAUAUGCUGCAACCAAGACUUUGACCCUGAGUUCUCCUUGAUGGCGAAGAAGUGGGUCUGAACUAGCAGCAGGACCUUUUUGACUUUUUUAGAAAAGAUGGACUUCUACAUUCCUCACCCGGAAUCUUAUUGAGUCUCCUGAUGCACUGGUUCCUUCAAUGUCCUGACAAUAGUACAACCAGGACCGCUUCCUGUCGGGCUUGACUUGUACCUCUUCAAUUCAAUUUGCACACCGCAGAAUUUGUUCUUGAUAACUUGAUCAAACUUUUUCCAGUCGAUCCUCCUGAGGUCUCUGAAGAAGUUAGACCUCUACAGCGAGAUUCAAACUUCAAUUGUGAUUUGAUCAGGAACUCUUCACUUUUCCCUCCUGAGAGUCCCUCCCUUCUUUUCCCAAAAAUCACAGUUCGCCGAGCUGGGGAAAUGGAAGGUUGGUAUACUGCCCUAUGAUACAUCAAUAGAUUUGCGUUAAUAAUAAAGUUGAGUGGGAACCUCUUUCAUUGAUUUCCGAGCUGCCUCAAAACGUAUGACUUACAUUGGCAUCACAGCCUAUCAAUAAUUUAACCUUCUGAGUUACGAUGACUGACAUCAAAUGUAAGCUGAGGAAAUAAACACGUGUACUCCCUUAGAGUCUGCUCCAAUUUCACCACGUUUAAGUUAUAGGAACUCUGGUUCGGACCCAGAGUAAUUGCUCUAGGUCUGCCCCGAUCAGUGUCUUUUGUAAUCUGGGAUAAAUUGUAAUAUUUGUUUCGAAGCUCUUUGAUGGUUUGGUCUUUUUCGAUCCAAGGAUGCUGUCUUAAUGCGACGCUGAAAUCUUCCUGGAGAAAGACCAGCCGCCUUUUUUUUCCGUAUUUAUCCUCGCGACUCCUUGUCGCACGAAACACCAAACACCUCGACACCAGGCUGGCGUAAGGCCUCAAUACUCCCUGACAAGUGAACUCUCUGGUGAUCGUCAACGAACUUUCUUUUUCCACGCUCCUAAAAUUCGACCGGACAGCAAAUUCUCCUUUUUCUCGCUGAAAAAGAAAUUUUUCUUUUUCUUCGAAAGCAAAUUGUAACAAAAAAAAAUCUUUUGCCUCACAAUUCCUUAUUCAUCCAAACAUUUUCAAGCGAAACUGACGCAGGGAAGAAUCAAAACUGUGCGAUUCCAAAUUAUCCACUCGACCCAGACAAAAUCUUGUACUUUCACGCUCGGCAAGUCUUUCGGCUAUAAUAUCCACAUAAUUCAGAGAAAACCGCACGACAACAAUUAUCAUAACUACGGAAAAUCCAACGUGCUACAAUGUCUUUCAAUAAAUUCUCCAUCCGUUUGAAUUGACAACGUUGUCAAAAACUCCGUUCUCCUUGUUCCUUUAUCCCCCCUGCCCAUCAGCCGCCUCUCGAUCAGCCGGUCCCGCUACACCUGCCCUUGAACUUGUCGAAUUAAUGUGGCCAGCAACAUGCGCAGUAUCAUUGGCGGAUGCGGCAGAUCAUUCCCCUCUAUCACGAUCCAUUCGCCCGAAUGCAUUCAAUAAUGUGCAAUAUGCGGCGAAUUUUAAGGUAAUUGCACACUCUAGAAUGCAUUAUUUCAGCAAAUUAAUUCCGACAAAGCCAAAUGAAAUUUCGCUCCCAUCCCGUAUAGUAAUGAAUUCACUCUCUCGUAAGACCGUCACUGGAAAAAGCAAGUGAAACGUUGCACAUGUCACAAAGCCGCCGACAAUACAACCUCAAAAAAAAAAUCUCUGAAAUAUACUAUGGUCGGUAGGUAGGUAUUAGCGGCCGCUCCGAGGAAGCCAAUUAGACGUUGUGGUGCGCCGUUUUAAUGCUACAAACUCCUAAGACCGCGACUGCUGUUAUGAGAAUAGGAAAGCAGAGUCUAGCCGGCUCGGAUCUUCAGAGCCAGCCCGUAGCAUUUACAAAGGAAAGUAGCUCUCCCAUCCUGGACCUAGAAAUCUCUCGGAGGUCCCUAAAGAAUGGUAUAUCCAGUGUCUGUAGCCUGACUCUAACGAGAGCUGGGCAAUUGCAGAGAAAGUGUAUGAGGGUUUCCCUCCCUUCUGCGCAGCUUCGGCAGUGCGAAUUGUAGGGUAUGUCGAGCCUGGUGGCAUGGUCCUCUUUGGGCCAGUGCCCCAUGCAGACCGCCGUAAUCUUCAAUUCAUUUGCGUCUGGGGCAGGAGGUCUCGUGUUCGGGCUAUGUUAUAAGCGGGCCAAAUUCUCCUUGACUUGACACAGCUCGUAGGCCUUCACCAUCUUAGGCCAGCCGCUGCUAGGUAGUGCGGGUAGACUCCGCCCCUGAAAGCCGCCAACGAAACACCGUCUGUAUUCACCAAGGGGCUGCAGAGAGCAGAGCCUCGCCUGAACAAUCCGUCAACCUGCUCAUUCCCCUCGAUGUUCCUAUGUCCGGGAACACAAAGGAAGGCGACAUUGAACGUGCCGCCCAGACGAUUCAGCGCGUCUCUGCAUUGCCCCACCAGCCUGGAAGAUGUGUUCGCUGAGUACAAGGCCUUGAUAGCCGGUUGGCUGUCGGUCAGAAUGGCUAUUUACAC